This is a messenger RNA of Entelurus aequoreus (snake pipefish), 1121 nucleotides long. RefSeq names its product CDGSH iron-sulfur domain-containing protein 3, mitochondrial-like. The record is from RefSeq and is a predicted model, not a curated record. Gene Ontology annotation, molecular function: 2 iron, 2 sulfur cluster binding. The transcript is spliced from 3 exons. NCBI's taxonomy places the organism in Eukaryota, Metazoa, Chordata, Actinopteri, Syngnathiformes, Syngnathidae. The coding region runs from base 244 to 630 and encodes 128 amino acids. Gene Ontology annotation, cellular component: intracellular membrane-bounded organelle.
CGUGACUCCAGUAGGCGACCCUCCAAUCACCUUGGUCACUUCACAGCUCAGUCCAUAUACAAAGUAUAGAAGUCUUCUUGCGCUUCACUAAAUAUUUCUCAUAUUUCCCUCUCAUUGUCUCUGUAUUGUGUGUUUUUUUGUUGACAGACACUGACGUUGUGCGCAUUAGAACUUUUGGUUGUGUCGCGUACGCCGAACGAGAAGACCAGAUUUCGCUCGCAUUGGCGAACUGUGAUUGAUAAAAUGAACACCUUGCUCGCCAAAGUGGAGUACAAAUGGAUUAUUUUAACGUUGAAACAAUCUCGGGCAACAACUACGACAGCUUGCAAGGCCCAAGUGUCCACACUUCCCCCUGAACCUGUCAUCCCCUCAAAGAAACCUUUCAAAGUGGAUCUACUUGGUGGGAAACGUUACUCUUGGUGCAGCUGUGGACACAGCAAGAAUCAGCCUUUCUGCGACGGAUCGCACAAGUCCAAAGCCCAGGGCCUGUCUCCACUGCGCUUCAUCCCGGAGAAAGAUGGCCCAGUUUGGUUGUGCGGCUGCAAACACACCAACACGCCUCCGUACUGCGACGGCACACAUAAGCAGGACUUCAUCGCGUCUGCUUCUCUGCAUCAAGACAUUGAUUAGUUCAACAACACGCCUUCAAAAUCAGAACUUUGGACUUCACGGAGAAGAAAAGGACAAUGGAGGUUUGGAAGCAUGACGUGUGAAUGUUAAGUGGGGUGUCUUAAUCCCAUAUUGAUAUUGGAUAUUGGUCUAAUAAAAGCAAAAACAAACUAUUAUAUCGGCUUGCACCUAAAAUCUCUGGCAUUUAAUAAGUGUUACGAUACAGGAAGUCUUGUCAUUUACAAAAGGUAAACAUUAGGGGUACUAAAAAACAAAACAAUUAGAGAUGUCCAAUAAUAUCGGACUGCCGAUAUUAUUGGCCGAUAAAUGCUUUAAAAUGUAAUAUCGGAAAUUAUCGGUAUCGGUUUCAAAAAGUCAAAUGUAUGACUUUUUAAAACGCAGCUGUACGGAGUGGUACACGGACGUAGGGAGAAGUACAGAGCGCCAAUAAACCUUAAAGGCACUGCCUUUGCGUGCCGGCCCAAUCACAUAAUAUCUACGGCUUUUCACAC